AUGGUGUUACAUCAAGACUUUAAAAAUUUCACGAAGAGAAAAAUUUGUACAGAUUUAAAUAUAGAUGUUACCAAUUCAAUUCUAUUAUAUGGCCCUUCUGGAACAGGGAAAUCAAAUGCCAUUGUUCAGCAUUUAUUUACACUUACAAUUGGUGAUUUGGCCGCUGAAUUUCCUGCUGAACCAGAAAAAGGAUUAAGGCAUUAUUUUAACCUUGCUUAUAAAAAUCAACCAAGCGUGUGUUGGAACUUCGACGAACCAUUCACGGAUCAAUCCUAUUAUCCGAACAAUAUUUCAAGUAAAUCAGAUGAAAUUGAAUUUAAUAUUCCAAAACCUAUUCAAAGAUUAGAAAUUUUAAAAUAUUGUGUCAUGGACUUAAAUCUUGAGAACGAUGUAAAUUUAAAAGAAAUCAAUGAUCGAUGUCAUGGAUAUAUAGCAGCUGAUGUUGCAGCGUUAUGUAGAAUGGCUUUAGAACAGUGUGAUAUUAGAAGCAUUCAACAAACAGCCGAACCCGGAAACUUGUUGAUUUCAAAUGAAGAUUUUCAAAAAGGUUUUCAAAAGAUUAGAAUAAGCAGUUUACAAGAGAAAGCCAGUGUAGAAAAAGUGGAAUCUGUUAAAUGGAGUGAUAUUGGUGGUUUAGAUGAUGUUAAAAAAAUGCUGGAGGAAUCUGUUAUAUGGAUAUAUAAACAUGCUGAUGCAUUACAACGUCUCGGAAUUAAAGCGACAAAAGGCGUUCUUUUAUAUGGACCACCAGGAACCGGAAAGACUUUAUUGGCAAAAGCAGUUGCGACGGAAUCAUCAGCUCAUUUCAUGCCAGUAUCGAUACCAGAAUUAAUCAAGUGUGAGGUAGGCGAAUCAGAAAAGGCCAUCGCAAAUAUUUUUCGAAUCGCGAUCCAGUGUAGUCCUUGUAUCAUUUUUUUGGAUGAAUUGGAGGCUAUAUUCGGUAAUAGGGAUUCAAGUGGUUUUUUGGGCAAAAAGUUAGUUUCGCAACUUUUACUAGAAUUAGAUGGAUUGAAUGCUGUAGAUCAAGGAGUUGUGAUCCUUGCUGCAACUAAUAAUCCAGAAGUUAUCGAUGCUUCUCUUUUAAGACCAGGUCGCCUUGAUAAACAUGUUUAUAUUAAACCUCCAACUCCUGAAGAAAGAGUGUCUAUCCUUAAAGUAAUAGGGAACAGAAUGAAUUUUGCUCAAGAUAUGAAUCUUGAAGAAAUUGCUCUAAAAACUGAACAUUAUACUGGAGCUGAUUUAAAAGCGUUAAUACAAAAGGCUGCUUUUUUAGCAUUUAAAAGGUAUCGUCAUAAUAAAUCAAUAACAGAGAAAAAUAUUUGUCACGACGAUGUGUUAGAAGCAAUCGAGCAAAUUAAAUGUUCGGUUUCUAUUGAUCAACUUGAACAAUAUCAAAGGUUUUCUAAAACCUUGAAAUAA
Molecule: messenger RNA, 1419 nt
Organism: Funneliformis caledonium
Lineage: Eukaryota; Fungi; Glomeromycota; Glomeromycetes; Glomerales; Glomeraceae
Source: the annotation of a GenBank genome assembly